AUGGAGGUACCGGACCAGGGACACUCGCUCUUCCUCCUCGACGACCCGUCGAAGCGUGCAUUUAUCUCUAUCGACGGCAAACCCGUUCCCGUCUUCUUGACUCGUCAGGAGGGACAGCGCCGCGUCACGGGAAGCAUCAAGGGUGUGCCGGGGCAGACGUUCCAUGUCGCUUUCUGGGAUGGCAGGAAGAAAAGCUCGAAAUAUGGGCGGAACGUCGAAUUGUUCUUCGGGGAGCAGUGGAUUGGUGGUUGGUACGCUUCGAACAAGCAGAUUUGCACGGAAGGUGCGAGCGACGACAUCAACCGCUUCGACCGCUGGGAAAAGAAGGCUGGACGUCCGUUCCAGUUCGCCAAGCUUCCCACUACCGACGAUUCUGCGGUCGCCUGCUCCGAUACGAGCAAGAUCAACGAGCUCAAUUGCAUCAGGGUCGUUUACAAGGGCAUCAAGGGCAUCAAGAAGAGGAAGAAGGAGAAGAAGCGCGUGCAAGCGUCGAAGGCUAAGGAGGAAGACCCGCUUCGCGAACAGCAGUCAGUCUGGAAGGAGCUCGGUGCGGUCAACGAGCGCUCCGACAAGGGACAGUUCGGUCUCACUCCGUCCUUCGGCGCCCGUCUCGACGGCGGCACUUCGACACCAGUUGCGCAGGUGGAGACCGCAGAGCCCGAGUACGAGACCACCUACACGUACGUCGCCGACACGGACAUCGAAUUCGUUUUCUACAUUCGCUCCUCCGCUUGGAUCGACAGGCAGAUUAACGCCGAGCCCGGCCAGAAGGCGGUCAUGCCGAAAGGAGCGGUCGCUGCCGACGGUGCGAUCUACCUCGACCACGACGAAGAAGAGGUCGAAAAGGACGUCCAGCUCGCCAAGAGCCGCCCUGCGAAGCGUCCCAAGACGUCGCACGCGGCUGGCGACGACUCGCACCUUCCCGCCGACGGAGACACCUUCUUCCGCGAGGCCACCUCGUUCAGCGAGACGGACGACGAUAGCGACGACGACGACCUUUCGCCGCAGCAACUCGCUCGUACGCUCCACCAGAACCCGCAGCUCUACGCGCUCAUCAAGGCUGCCGCGAAGGGCGGAACCGUCACUCUCCCUCCACCCACUCCUGAGCUCGCUUCCUCGACUUUCGCCGGUCACUCGGCGUCCGGCAUCGCCAUCACGCAGCGCCGCAGCGCCGACGAGCAGCAGAACGAAUUUGAGGCGGACGAAGAGGGUCCCGUCGCCGGAGGAAGCGGUGUCGGCGCAGCGGGCGCUACGCAGGUCGGCGAGGAGUGGCGCGGCGGCGUCUAG
Rhodotorula toruloides NP11 is the source of this 1287-nucleotide messenger RNA. RefSeq lists its product as uncharacterized. The record is from RefSeq and is a predicted model, not a curated record. Lineage: Eukaryota; Fungi; Basidiomycota; Microbotryomycetes; Sporidiobolales; Sporidiobolaceae. The coding region runs from base 1 to 1287 and encodes 428 amino acids. The transcript is spliced from 6 exons.